Molecule: messenger RNA, 1188 nt
Organism: Aspergillus chevalieri
Lineage: Eukaryota; Fungi; Ascomycota; Eurotiomycetes; Eurotiales; Aspergillaceae
Gene: UTP6
Product: snoRNA-binding rRNA-processing protein UTP6
Exons: 2
Coding region: 1-1188 (395 amino acids)
Biological process (GO): maturation of SSU-rRNA from tricistronic rRNA transcript (SSU-rRNA, 5.8S rRNA, LSU-rRNA)
Cellular component (GO): Pwp2p-containing subcomplex of 90S preribosome; small-subunit processome
Molecular function (GO): snoRNA binding; protein binding
Source: RefSeq, a predicted model, not a curated record
AUGGCUGCUGCUGCUGAUAAGGCUCGGUUCUUCUUGGAACAGUCGGUUCCAGAACUGAAGGAAUAUGAGAAGAAGAAGAUUUUUGGCAAGGACGAAAUCACUGCAAUUGUCAAGAAACGGUCGGAUUUCGAACACAAGCUCAAUGCUCGAGGCGCAAGCCCGAUCGACUUUGUGCGGUAUGCGCAGUACGAAAUGAAUCUCGACGUUUUGCGACGCAAGAGAGUGAAGCGACUAGGUGUUAAGGGUGCUGGAUUCAACGGCCAACGACGAAUCUUCUUCAUUCUGGACCGAGCCACACGCAAGUUUCAUGGAGAUAUUGGUCUUUGGGUUCAGUAUAUCGAAUAUGCGAGACAACAAAAAGCUUUCAAGAAGCUUUCGUCCAUCUUUACCGAUGCGCUACGACUCCACCCUACGAACGCGGACUUGUGGAUCUACGCUGCCCAGUAUGCCCUGGACGACCAUGCGGAUAUGACGGAAGCGCGGAGUCACAUGCAGCGGGGUUUGAGAUUUUGCAAGAGCUCUAAGCAGUUGUGGGUGCACUACGGAAAGUUGGAAUUGAUUUAUAUUGCCAAGCUUGUUGCGCGACGACGGAUUUUGGGGCUUGAUGGAAGAGUUGAACCUAGUACACAGCAGGAGGAAGCUGGAUUUGAUGAUGCUGACGCCGACAUGAUUGCAUUGCCCAAGCUUACCGGAGAGGAUGUGAACCCAAGCGAAGGUGACAAGAACGGAGUCGACAAUGAGGCGCUGCAAAACCUUGCGUCGACCCCAGCGUUGAGCGGUGCUAUCCCGAUAGCCAUUUUUGAUACCGCCAUGAAGCACUUCAACGAUGACGACAGGUUCGGCGAAGAAUACUACAAUAUGGUCAAUGAGUUUGGGGAUUUGCCGUGUCUGCGCAAGGUUUUGGAGCACAUUGUCGAAGCUAUGCGAGAAACCAAACCCCAGAGUUACCGUACGCACAUUUGCUACACCAAGGUUCCCAUUGCUGGCAUUCCGGUGACUUCACCGGAGUUCCCACCGGCACUGGGUGUAUCUCUUUCGCGCCUGAGAGAGUACCAAGCAAACCGCGACUUUGCACAAGAGGUUAUCAAUUGGCUGCAACCGUUGGAGAAGACGGAGUACCUGGAUCCUGCGCUGCAGAAGGUCCUUGCAGUCACUAUCCGCGGUGCCGAACGGACGCUCCAGGGCUAG